Messenger RNA from Ochotona curzoniae (black-lipped pika), 1662 nucleotides. RefSeq names its product CD55 molecule (Cromer blood group) (gene CD55). Lineage: Eukaryota; Metazoa; Chordata; Mammalia; Lagomorpha; Ochotonidae. The transcript has 13 exons. The coding region runs from base 36 to 1349 and encodes 437 amino acids. The record is from RefSeq and is a predicted model, not a curated record.
GGCUGCGGUCCUGGCCAGGCUGUCCCCUGCGCACCAUGAGCUCCGCACGACCUAGCUCCUCAGCGGUGCUGCACGUCCUCGGACGGCUGUCCCUGCUCCUGCCCCUGCUGUUGUGGCCUGUCCCGGCGGCCGUGCGGGGAGACUGUGGCCUCCCCCCGGAUUUACCUAAUGCCACGCCAGAUCUGAGAGGAGUCUCAACUUUUGCUCCCGGAGACACGGUAACAUACAAAUGUGACACCAACUUUGUGAAAAUCCCAGGCUUGUCUGACACGGCCACCUGUCAGGACACCUACCAAUGGUCGGAAAUGCAGCCAUUCUGUAAUCGCAGCUGUAACGAUCCACCCCAUCUGAUAUACGCAUCCCUGAAAAGGCCUUACCGCGAUCAGAACUACUUCCCUGUCGGCUCCACUGUGGAAUACGAGUGCCGCUUGGGCUACAAACGGGACCAGGGCAGACCAACAAUCACUUGCCUUGAGAGUUUAGAAUGGUCCCAACCUGAACAAUUCUGUACAAAAAAAAGAUGCCCUCAUCCUGGAGAGUUAACCAAUGGCGACAUCAAGAUAGAAACUGACAUACUGUUUGGUUCAACCAUAUACUUCUCCUGUGACCUGGGGUAUCAAUUAAUUGGUGAAAAGUCUUCCUUCUGUCUCGCUUCGGAGAAUGGUGUCAAUUGGAGUAACAAACUUCCGAUUUGCCGAGAAGUACAAUGUCCAGAUCCUCCACCAAUUGAAAAUGGGAGAAUCAGAGAAGAAUCUGCCACUUACUCUUAUAGACAGGUUGUCUCCUAUCAGUGCGACAAAGGCUUCGUCAUGGUGGGAAACGGCAAUACUUUUUGCAAUGAGGAAGGAGCCUGGAGUACCCCCCUCCCUGAGUGCAGAGGAAAAAAUGCACCUCCCAAAGCUACAGUGUCCACAACAGAAAAUGUUCCAUCAACUCCAAGGCCUACCCAAAGCAAUGGUCCAAGUAUUGAAGUCCCACCAACUACUCGGAAACCUUCCUCAACAAGUACUUCAGCAAUACAAGAUGUAUCUGUUACCAUGACAACCAAGCAUACAAAAAGCACACCUCCAAGUGAGCAAGACUCCUCCUCUUCAGGUGCAUCCAAGAUUAUACUUGGAAUUGUUCCUGUUAUUGUAAUAGUUGGUAUCCUAAUUCUAGUAAAAAUUGGCUGGGACUGUGGAAAAUCAGGAAACUUAAGGAGUAUAGUACAAUGCCAAGGCAACAGUGUCAGAAUUCCGUGUCCUGUAAACUCUUACAGUACGCAUGAGAGCAAAGCAUUCAAUGUUAAGUUUCAUAAUGUAAAUGAGACUGAUGAUGCCUCAGAAGUAAGACUUUCUGAUAAAGUAUAAAAGGACACACACGUGUAACAUUGGCAGUUGUACUUGUGCUUCUAAUAACUGGUGGCUAGCUGACUCCGCUGAAGAAGAGUUUUUAUUUUUGUAAUGCUUACUGCAGAAGUGACUAUAUUAAAUGUUAUAGUACACUUCGUUUUGCAUGUCAUCCUUUUCUUUAAGUAAGAUUAGGUAUGUCAACAGAACAAGGAGAAAGGAGUUGGUCCUGGAAUCACAUUCUUGUCUGCAAAGCACCCUCACGUCCCAGAUUCUGUUGAAAAGAGUCUGGGUGGAAAAGAUGGGAAAGCAAGUACGUGCUAGUGAACCACCA